Molecule: messenger RNA, 609 nt
Organism: Elaeis guineensis (African oil palm)
Lineage: Eukaryota; Viridiplantae; Streptophyta; Magnoliopsida; Arecales; Arecaceae
Source: RefSeq, a predicted model, not a curated record
UCGGAGGCGAAUAAGGUGAAUAGGAGUAAGAUUGAUUCUAUUCACACGCAAGGAAGUGCCUCUUUUGUACAGGGAAUGAAGAGGAUGGGACUAUCCAGAGUCGACGCCUAUGCUAAAUUCUAUCAAAACAAGAGUGGCGAGUUCGUGACCGAGGAGGCGAGGCAGCGUCAUGAAAAAAUGUUAGAAUUGAGAGAGCAGACGACGAGAGAGGUUGGAUCUGAUGGUGAUACUGGAUCGCAGCAGGUUUGUUUGAUGACAGAUGAUACGAUUUUGGAUAUCAUCCUCGGGCGGCAGCUAGGAUCUGGUCAUAGCAUGCGGUCCAAAAAAUCAUGCAGUUCGUCAUCCGACCGGUCUGAUGAUGCAUCGGUGCCAGAGGCAGUUAGGACAUCCAUGAGCAUGAUGCAAGAUCAGAUUAGUUACUGGAUGAAUCGUAGUCAGACGCUCGAGAAGAUAGUAGCUGCGGUGGUGGGACGGCUCGGUAUUGAUGCUUCUGAGUUAGCACCUCUACAGUCACAUGAUACCGUCUCUGCACCACCAUCGCGACACAUAUCGGGUCAGAGAUCGACGCCUGGAGAAGGGAACGAGGCCAACGAGUCAGAUCAUACCUAA